CAAAGUACCAUUCUCCGGAGAGGGGAGGGCAGGAAAGAGAGAAACAGAGUGAGAGAGUGAGAGAUAGAGUGAGUGAGUGAGAGAGAGAGAGAAAGGAGGAGGAGUAGGAAAAAGUUGCAAUUUAAACACAAUUGGAUAGACUGUUUGGAGACCUUCAUUGCAAACAUGGGGCUGGGAAGAGGGAAAGAUGAGUACAAACUGGCGGCCACGUCCGACAAUGAUAAGAGCAAAAAGGCCAAGAAGGCUAAGGAGAAGAAGGACAUGGAUGACCUCAAGAAAGAAGUGGAUCUGGAUGAUCACAAGUUGACCCUUGAUGAGUUACACAGAAAGUAUGGAACUGAUCUAACCAGGGGGCUGUCCGGGUCCAGGGCCAAGGAGAUCCUCGCCAGGGACGGGCCCAACGCACUGACCCCUCCCCCCACCACCCCCGAGUGGGUCAAGUUCUGUAAACAGCUUUUUGGUGGUUUCUCCAUGCUGCUGUGGAUCGGUGCCAUUCUGUGCUUCCUCGCGUACGGUAUUCAAGCUGCUUCUGAAGACGAGCCCGCCAACGAUAACUUGUACUUGGGUGUUGUGCUUUCCGCUGUCGUCAUCAUCACUGGGUGCUUUUCCUACUACCAAGAGGCCAAGAGCUCUAAGAUCAUGGACUCCUUCAAGAACCUGGUGCCACAGCAAGCCCUGGUGGUCCGCGAUGGAGAGAAGAAGAACAUCAACGCUGAGGAGGUGGUGGUGGGAGACCUGGUGGAGGUGAAAGGAGGAGACAGGAUCCCGGCUGAUCUCAGAAUCAUCUCUGCUCACGGCUGCAAGGUGGAUAACUCUUCCCUGACCGGAGAAUCAGAGCCACAGACCCGUACUCCAGACUUCUCCAACGAAAACCCACUGGAGACAAGGAACAUCGCUUUCUUCUCUACAAACUGUGUUGAAGGUACUGCCAGAGGAGUGGUCAUCAACACUGGAGACCGCACCGUCAUGGGUCGUAUCGCCACCUUGGCCUCUAGCCUGGAGGGAGGAAAGACCCCCAUCGCCAUCGAGAUCGAGCAUUUCAUCCACAUCAUCACCGGAGUGGCCGUCUUCCUCGGAGUGUCCUUCUUCAUCCUGUCCCUCAUCCUCGGGUACGGCUGGUUGGAAGCCGUCAUCUUCCUCAUCGGUAUCAUUGUCGCCAACGUGCCCGAAGGACUGCUGGCUACUGUCACUGUGUGUCUGACUCUGACGGCCAAGCGCAUGGCCAAGAAGAACUGCCUGGUGAAGAACCUGGAGGCUGUGGAGACCCUGGGAUCCACCUCCACCAUCUGCUCGGACAAGACGGGCACCCUGACCCAGAACAGAAUGACCGUGGCCCACAUGUGGUUCGACAACCAGAUCCACGAGGCCGACACCACCGAGAACCAGAGCGGGACCUCCUUCGACCGCAGCUCCGCCACGUGGGGAGCCCUGUCCAGGAUCGCUGGCCUCUGCAACCGCGCCGUCUUCCUGGCUGACCAAAACAACGUGCCCAUUCUUAAGAGAGAUGUGGCUGGCGACGCCUCAGAAGCUGCUCUCCUCAAGUGCAUUGAACUGUGCUGCGGAUCUGUCGCUGGCAUGAGAGAAAAAUACCCCAAAGUUGCUGAAAUCCCCUUCAACUCCACCAACAAAUACCAGCUCUCCAUCCACAAGAACAGCACACCCGGAGAGACCAAGCACCUGCUGGUCAUGAAGGGAGCCCCAGAGAGGAUCCUGGACCGCUGCUCCACCAUCGUGCUCCAGGGCAAAGAACAGCCCCUGGACGAUGAGAUGAAAGACGCCUUCCAGAACGCCUACGUAGAGCUGGGAGGUCUCGGAGAAAGAGUUUUGGGUUUCUGCCACUUCAGCUUGCCCGAUGACCAGUUCCCAGAAGGCUUUGCUUUCGAUACAGAGGAGGUGAACUUCCCCACCGAGAACCUGUGCUUCGUCGGACUCAUGGCUAUGAUCGACCCUCCCCGUGCCGCCGUGCCAGACGCUGUGGGCAAAUGCAGAAGUGCCGGUAUCAAGGUCAUCAUGGUGACAGGUGACCACCCCAUCACAGCUAAGGCCAUCGCCAAAGGUGUGGGCAUCAUCUCUGAAGGCAACGAGACCGUGGAGGACAUCGCUCAACGCCUCAACGUUCCAGUUUCUGAAGUUAACCCCAGGGAUGCCAAGGCCUGCGUGGUGCACGGGGGUGAGCUCAAAGACAUGACCUCAGAGCAGCUGGACGACAUUCUCAAACACCACACAGAGAUUGUGUUUGCCAGGACCUCACCACAGCAGAAGCUCAUCAUCGUGGAAGGAUGCCAGCGCCAGGGAGCCAUCGUGGCUGUGACAGGUGACGGUGUGAACGACUCUCCCGCCCUGAAAAAGGCUGACAUCGGCGUUGCCAUGGGAAUCGCCGGCUCCGACGUGUCCAAACAGGCCGCAGACAUGAUCCUGCUGGACGACAACUUCGCCUCCAUCGUGACCGGAGUGGAAGAAGGCCGUCUGAUCUUUGACAACCUCAAGAAGUCCAUCGCCUACACCCUGACCAGCAACAUCCCCGAAAUCUCUCCUUUCCUCCUCUUCAUCAUCGCCAACAUCCCACUGCCGCUCGGAACUGUCACCAUUCUCUGUAUCGACUUGGGAACUGACAUGGUCCCUGCCAUCUCCCUGGCUUACGAAGCAGCUGAGAGCGACAUCAUGAAGAGACAGCCCCGAAACCCCAAAACAGACAAACUCGUGAACGAAAGACUUAUUAGUAUAGCAUAUGGUCAAAUUGGUAUGAUGCAGGCCGUAGCCGGGUUCUUCACGUACUUUGUGAUCCUGGCUGAAAAUGGCUUCCUGCCCAUGGACCUGCUGGGCAUCCGAGUGCUGUGGGAUGACAAAUACGUCAACGACCUGGAGGACAGCUACGGCCAGCAGUGGACAUAUGAACGCAGAAAGAUCGUAGAGUUCACCUGCCACACGGCCUUCUUCGCCAGCAUCGUCAUCGUGCAGUGGGCCGAUCUCAUCAUCUGUAAGACCAGGAGGAACUCCAUUCUACAACAGGGAAUGAAGAACCGUAUCCUGAUCUUCGGGCUGUUUGAGGAGACCGCUCUGGCUGCCUUCCUCUCUUACUGUCCUGGUAUGGACGUGGCCCUCAGAAUGUACCCUCUCAAACCCAGCUGGUGGUUCUGUGCCUUCCCAUACUCCCUCCUCAUCUUCUUAUACGAUGAAGCCAGAAGAUAUAUCCUCCGACGCAACCCGGGCGGCUGGGUGGAGCAGGAGACAUACUACUGAGCACAGACUGGGAGAAACCGUUAAAUCAUUUAUCAAAACACAUCAAAUCGAGACAUUUGCUGCCAUGUUACAUCUGUGUUUAAGAUUUUAGUUCAACCAAAAGAAAAAGAAAAAGCCAAACAUGAGUAACUUAUGCAUUUCUAUGUGUUGGUGUCAUUCACAAUAAAACUGUUCUGUUGUACUUUA
Molecule: messenger RNA, 3426 nt
Organism: Boleophthalmus pectinirostris (great blue-spotted mudskipper)
Lineage: Eukaryota; Metazoa; Chordata; Actinopteri; Gobiiformes; Gobiidae
Product: sodium/potassium-transporting ATPase subunit alpha-1
Exons: 22
Coding region: 166-3240 (1024 amino acids)
Biological process (GO): intracellular potassium ion homeostasis; sodium ion export across plasma membrane; proton transmembrane transport
Cellular component (GO): membrane
Molecular function (GO): ATP binding; P-type sodium:potassium-exchanging transporter activity; ATP hydrolysis activity
Source: RefSeq, a predicted model, not a curated record